ACACACAUUCUCCAAUUUUUUUUCAUUCCUGAAGGCUUCCGUGACGCACCUAAUAACACUUCCGGGUUUAGUUUGUUCUCCAGUAACGCUAAAGGUGAUAUGGCCGCAAUGUUUACAUGCUGUCUGGGCUACUGUUGUGGUGAUGGAGGAUCCGAUCAUAAACCUCUUAAAGAAAUGCCCACCGUUCAGCUCGACACGCACCACAUGGGCGCGGAUGUGGUGGUGGUGAAGAGAGGGAGGCGGAUCUGUGGGAGCGGAGCAUGCCUCGCCAACGCCCCUCUCCACCAGAACAAGAGCUACUUCGAGUUCAAGGUCCAAUCCACGGGUGUGUGGGGAGUCGGGGUGGCCACACAGAAGGUGAAUCUAAACCAGAUACCUUUGGGUCAAGACAGUCACAGUUUGGUGCUCAGGCACGAUGGAUCUGUAUAUCACAACAAUGAAGAGAAGAACUGCCUGCCAGCUAACAGUGUGCCUCAGGAGGGAGACAUUGUGGGAUUAACAUAUGACCAUGUGGAACUGAACCUGUAUCUGAAUGGGAAAAACAUGCAGUGCCCAGCCUCAGGCAUUCGAGGGACUGUGUUCCCUGUAGUUUAUGUGGAUGACAGUGCUAUCUUAGACUGCCAGUUCAGCGACUUCUACCACACUCCUCCUCAAGGCUUUGAGAAGAUCCUGUUUGAACAGCAGAUCUUUUGAGCCUUCUACUUCACAUGCACUUGCAGAGAAGCCGUCCUCAGGGCUAAAGUGCUGAUGUUGGAAAGAGUGUUGCAUUUCUCUGUUGUAUUGUUUAAGCCUUCUCUGCUACUGCUGCCAUAGUCCAUACGAGACAAGCCAGGUGUUUAUAUGUAUGUGAAAAGAAAUCUUUAACCAUAUCAAAAAGUGCACACACAGUCAGCCAUAAACUUGAAUGUCAAAUUAGGUUGUGUGUGUGUUUGUUUUUUUAUGUAGCCUGCAUUAUAAUUUGACACUCAUUAUUUAGUAUGUGGCUGCUGUAGUAUUAGUGUGUCACAGCACCAGGCU
This is a messenger RNA of Ictalurus furcatus (blue catfish), 1017 nucleotides long. It is a transcript of the gene spryd7b, whose product is annotated as SPRY domain containing 7b. The transcript has 5 exons. Lineage: Eukaryota; Metazoa; Chordata; Actinopteri; Siluriformes; Ictaluridae. The coding region runs from base 100 to 693 and encodes 197 amino acids. The record is from RefSeq and is a predicted model, not a curated record. Gene Ontology annotation, molecular function: protein binding.